Tigriopus californicus is the source of this 1289-nucleotide messenger RNA. Its product is annotated as transmembrane protein 53-like. Lineage: Eukaryota; Metazoa; Arthropoda; Copepoda; Harpacticoida; Harpacticidae. The coding region runs from base 199 to 1167 and encodes 322 amino acids. The record is from RefSeq and is a predicted model, not a curated record. The transcript is spliced from 2 exons.
UGUGAAAACUUUCUUUUGGUCCAAAGUGAUCUUUAUGAAGGGGGAGGCUUUCCACGGAUUCGGGACACACUCGUACCUAUUGUACAAGCCUUAAAGUGACCCUCUGAUCGAAAGUAGCUAAAUUCCUUGACCAGAAAAAUAGGGCGUGAGCGCAAGUCAAAGCAGAUAUAGUUGCAAUCGCCAAAGAGUCAUUUUAUCAUGGACCGAGACGAGCAAGAAGAGGCUCGGGAUGCCCUCUUAGACGAUGGCGAAGACGACAUGGAGUUCCACAUCACCUUUCCUUCUCCCAUGGCCAAGGAUGACGAAGAGAUCAUUCAUUCAGACAUGAUAUUUGUGCCCAAAGAAGAUCCGGAACCGGUCGUCUACUUACUGGGUUGGGCUGGAGCUCUCGACAAACAUCUGUCCAAGUACAGCAAGAUCUACGAGAGCACGGGUUGCAUCACUAUUCGCUACACAGCACCGGCCGAAUACAUCUUCUUCAGUCCGGAAAAAAUCAACCCUUUAGCCAAGAAGCUGCUGGAUCUCAUCGAAGAGAUGUCUCUCGAGGCCAACCCUGUCUUUUUUCAUAUCUUCAGCAAUAACGGAGCGACUGUGUACCAAUAUAUGGCCGAGAACAUCCGCACCAAUCCGAACUAUCAAGCCAUUCAAGCCAAUAUCCGAGGACACAUCUUCGAUUCAUCGCCGGGUCGUCGCACUUGCUCCUCAUUUGUCAAGGCCACGUCAGCCGUUCUGGGUGCGUCUCAUUGGCUAGUCAGGCUCCUGGGCCCGUAUUUACUCUUAAUCUUUGUAUUGGCCAAAGCCCUAACCCGCCGUGUUGUAGGUCUGAUGGUGAAUGGAUCGGGAGAAGCCGCCGAGGCUGAGCUCUUUGUCUACGAUUACAUUCUGAAAAAGGACAACGGAUUCGGUCAACCCCAACUGUUUCUAUAUUCAAAGACGGAUGAUGUGAUACUGGACCACGACGUGGAGGAGAUUGCUGCGGCGAGGGAGAAAGUCGGGUGUGAUGUGACCAAAAUUUGCUAUGAUGACUCGGCCCAUGUCCAGCACUUCAGGACCUAUCGAGAAUCAUAUGUGAGCGCUGUUUCUAGCUUUGUGGCAAAGGCCUUGCGAAACGAAGAUAAUCGAGCUAUUCGGACAGGUCCUCAAUCAGUCGCGACCAAUGAAACGUAGUUGUCAACGAUGAAGUAUCCCUUGAAUUAUCAUAGUUAAAGACCAACGUUCAUUUAUCACAUCACUAAUUGUUAUAUGCAUCGGAAAAAAGAUGAAAACAAAUACAAUCAACCACUCUUUUA